AUAGAUCGGUGUGACGCUGUUGAGCAAGUUCGGGAAGGACAACCUGGAAAGUUAAAGUUUCACUACAGUAGUUAUUGUAGUUCUUUCUUGUUUUGUUUUGGGAUCUUGUCAGGCUUGCUCAACAGCGCGGGAGUCACACAGCGAGUGCUCCAACCGGCCAGGUGGGGUCCGUCGUGGGUAAAGAGACGAAAAGAUCGCCCGUUAUGCCCCGUGUUCUCUCUUGUUUGGUGUACACGACGUAUGUUACAUUAUUAUUGGUGUGCGCGGUCUUGGGUGGGUAACGGGGUUAGGCGUGGGUGCUAUGAUCGAUGGCUGUUAGCGGUAGUUAAAGGUCUGGAUGCUGACUCCGUCAUGCUUGGAAGCAAAAGAGAAGCCCUAGGUCUACACGAGUAGGUGCGUAACCCAUUUGUUCCCGUUCAGGCCGUUCCACCCCUAAGACCAAAGACUGUCGGCAUACUCACGACACCGUGCGACGCCAUGUAGUCGGCAGGCGAGAAAGGGUUGGGGAUCGAUUUCGCCCACCACGCUAAGGAACGUUUCCCGGAAGGAAUUGUUGGUGCCCGGAAGUGUUGACCAGCGCGGGCGGGGUGGUCUAGGUCGUGUUGCUGGCUGCUUUUUUUAGCCACUGCUGCACGUUCGUCUGCCGCACUCGGAGGGAUGCCGACGGGGGGGGGGGAGGGCUGGCACU
Messenger RNA from Ectocarpus siliculosus, 688 nucleotides. The record is from the annotation of a GenBank genome assembly. Lineage: Eukaryota; Phaeophyceae; Ectocarpales; Ectocarpaceae.